AUGGGAAUGGCUUUUGUUAACUCUUUUUCUCCAGUAUCACAACUUAAUACCCAAAAAGUCGAUUUAAUGAAGGAAAUGGAAAAAAUCAAAAAGAAGAAACCCUUGUUGGCCAACAUGACUCAGCUACAAUCACUAUUAAACAAAUCAGUAACUCAUGAAAAACCUGAUUCACCACCCUCAAAAUCUUUGACCAAAAGACAAAAAAAAUUUCAAGAAGAAUAUAUAAUACCUGAACCUGCAAGACAUGAACAUUUUGAUAGUUCAAUAAGUAAAUAUUUCACACAACAACAAACAAAUCAAAAGAAUACAAACCAUGCCGUUACAUCUCAGGUAUCUCAUGCUCAACAAAAACAAGCAAAAUUGGAUCAAAUUCUUUUGGAAAAUAUCUAUAGAAUGUUUGGUAUAACUGCCUUCCCUGUAUCAGAUCCUUCUAAGGGUAUCAAAAGAGAAUUACUUGGUAUAAGGAUUGAAAUUUUUAAUGAAACAGAAUCUAAAUUUGAAACACCACAUUAUUUAAUACUUGAAAAAAAUGUUAAAACUUUAAAAUGGAAAAUUUUUAAACAUACUAUACCUAUUUAUUUAAAAUUAGAACAACUGGUUGAAGAUUAUGAUGAUCUUAGUGAUUAUAAAUUAUAUGAAUUUUGUUGUAAAUUAAGAGAUGAUUUAAGUAAGAUUAGUUAUAAACAUCAAAUUGUGGAAAGAAUACGAAAUGAUUGGGGUAAUAAUAUUAAAAAUAUGGAAAAAGAUUUAGCAUUAGAUGUAUUAAAAUUUAGAUUAAAAAUUCAUGAUAUUGAAACUUUGGUUAUUUUAAAUUUAUCAUUUGAUCAAAUUGAAUCAUGUUUUAUUGAAUCUGGAUUCACAGAAAGUGAAAAAUUAAGAAUUUCAAAUGUUUUAAAAGGUGAUAUAAAGACAUUUGAGAAAAGAAUACGUGAUGUUAUUACAAGUUUAGAAUCUUCAUGA
This is a messenger RNA of Hansenula ciferrii, 960 nucleotides long. It is a transcript of the gene MCM21, whose product is annotated as Mcm21p. Gene Ontology annotation, cellular component: Mis6-Sim4 complex; kinetochore. The record is from RefSeq and is a predicted model, not a curated record. The coding region runs from base 1 to 960 and encodes 319 amino acids. The transcript has a single exon. Lineage: Eukaryota; Fungi; Ascomycota; Saccharomycetes; Phaffomycetales; Wickerhamomycetaceae.